This is a messenger RNA of Gallus gallus (chicken), 1710 nucleotides long. RefSeq lists its product as uncharacterized. The record is from RefSeq and is a predicted model, not a curated record. Gene Ontology annotation, biological process: viral process. Bases 16 to 1710 code for a protein of 564 amino acids. Lineage: Eukaryota; Metazoa; Chordata; Aves; Galliformes; Phasianidae. The transcript has 2 exons.
GUCGCAUACGUAACAAUGGACCAAGUCAUUAAGGUACUUGUGCAGUUUUGUAAGGACUACUGUGGAAAAUCUACUCCUUUCCGGAAGGAGAUCGCGGCAGUUUUGUCGCUGUUAAAUGAGCUGGGGGAGCUGGACUCUCCCCGCUACGUUUUGGAUUCGAGUAGGUGGGACUUGCUCACCUCGGUGCUAUGCCAGCGCGCCAUGGCCAGUCAGAAGGCUACGGAACUUAAAACGUGGGGACUGAUAUUAGGAGCCCUUAAAGCGGCCAGAGUUGAGGGAAAGGUAUUGGUGGAGGCUCGAUACCCUUUGGGUCUCAGCGGAGGAGGUGAGACACAGGACCCGGUCGGGUCCGAUGGGGGUUCGGGAGCAGUUUCUUGCAGGGGCCGAGAGGAGACGGAGCCGCCAAUGACCGUUGGCGGGAUGGCGCCGGCUGAGCCGGCCGCGCUCAGUUCAAAAGAAGACAAACAACAAGAGAGUGAAAGUUCGUUGUCUCGUCCCCCUCCCCCGUAUCCACACCCCUCAGGCGGAACGUUGUAUCCUUUAUCAGAAUUACGUCAGUGUUACCUGACUCAAGGGGGCGGAGGAAGCUGUGAUCUACACGGGCAGGAUCAACUUAGUGCCCACAUGGGGAGGGACCAGACAAAAGGUCCGUCCAAAGCGGACAGGGGGCAUAGCCUACUGUCUCUGGUCACUCCCAGGGGCGGUAGUGCGAGUGAUAGUGUAGAAGAGAAAGAAGGGACUGGCUUUGAGUGCAGGGGGAGGGAUCAAAUGACGGACUGGAAUGGGAUUAGAUCGGAGGCUUUGGGAAAGGGUAUAGUUCCAGAGGCAUUCCGGGUGAUUGUGAGUGAUCGUGGUCCCGAAUGGGUGCCGCCUGACCCCGGGGGUGUUACGCGCCUGGUGGAAUUUAUGGAUAAAAGAGGCCUGAAAUCGCCUCUGACAUUAAAUGCACUACAAACUUUGGCUGCACUGGGGCCUCUCUUCCCCCGUGACAUCACAAACUUAAUGCGUACGGUGCUCAGGCUGGUUCAGUAUACGUUAUGGGAGACGGACUGGAUGGCCGAGUUGGGGGGCCGUGCCGGGGCGACAGGGGUCGGCCCGCGCCGCUCCCUGCAUGGGACCGGAAUACAGCGGCUUUCAGGGAAGGCCGUGGGAGUGGCUUCGCCCCAGGGCCAGCUAGCGAGACUAAGGCCAGGGGAGCUAAUAGCAGCCACAGAUGCAGUGGUGGAAGCGUUUAAUAAACUUGUGCAUAAGGCCGAACCACCUACUCCGUGCACAGAUAUUACCCAGGGCCCGAAUGAAUCCUUUCAAAGCUUUACAGACAGGCUUUUAGCUGCUGCAGAGGGGUCUGAUCUCCUGGUACCGGCCCAAGGGCCAGUGAUCAUUGACUGCUUGCAGCAGAAAUCGCAUGACAAUGUUAAGGCAUUGCUGCGAGCCGGCCGAAGUACGCUUAAUACCUCGGGAGAAGUUAUUCAGUAUGUCUUAGAUAAGCUCAAGGUGGCUCAUUUAACUAAUGAAAGGCUAGUCACAGCUAUUGUCGUAGCUGUUGGCCUGCGACAGCAAAGAUCGCUGCAGCAGCAAGGGCUGUGUUUCCGAUACGGCCAGUAUGGCCAUGUUAGAGCACAAUGCCCCUGUGGGGGAGGCCAGUCAGGGCCUCCUGAUCACAGGAAGGGCUUGCUAAAGGGUAUCCGUGGUCGGGUAUGCAGCAGUUAA